AUGGGUGCUUUGAACUCUAGACAGCAAUCUGCAUCUCCCAGCCAUACUAACAACAAUAAUACUAUCAGGGACAGUGUCCGAGAAAGCAUCCAGAGCGACAAUCACGAACCGCACAAUGACGACAAUAUCUUUGAUCGCAAUCGUCACAAUCACAGUCAAGCCGAUACGGUCGAUACGGCUUCCACCGAAGAUUGGGAUAAAGUGGUAGAACGGUUCAAAUCACAAGUCUUGGAUGAAAGCUACAUUGUAUACCCCAUUCGAGGAUCCACCAUUGAAGCCGCCGAUCAAUAUCCCACUUCAGCACAAAACUUGUCACUCGAUCGGGAAUAUCUCAUGCCGGGGACACACAAACACUUGGGAGGUGCCUACGAUCCCACCGAUGGAUGCAUCUACGGAGUCCCCGCCAAUUCCCGAUCCGUCAUGUGCAUCUAUCCCACUACUACCACUGGCAACAGUAAUAAGGAAGAAGAAUACCUACUCAAAAACAUUCCCUUGCCCAAGGAAAUUCAAGAUGUCCGCAUGAAAUGGUUACGGGGGAUCUUUGCACACGGAUAUUUGUGGGCCAUUCCCAGUUGGGCUCCCAAGGUACUCUGUGUCGAUGUCGAUGCCUAUUGGGGACGCCGAGAGGCAUCCGUCAAUGGGAUUGUCCAAUUACUUGACUUGCCCGCAGAACACCCUCGCGAUCAAAUUUGGCAAUGGCACGGUGCCGGACUCAACCACGAAGCGACGGCCAUUUAUUGUAUCCCGUCCAAUGCGUACAAAGUCCUAAAAGUCGAUCUCACCACCAAGACCACAUCCCUGAUUGAUGUCGAAAUCAACAAGGAAAAAUAUCCCGAUUUGGAUCUCAACACCACCACCAACAAAUGGUACGGGGGCAUUGUGGGAGCGGACAAUGCCGUCUAUGGUAUACCCUACAGGGCCGGCGCCGUCUUGAGAAUUGAUUGCAAGACCGACACGGCCAAGGUCGUGGGACCCAACUACGGAUGUGGUCUCUACAAUUGGCACGGGGGAGUUUGUGUCAAUGGCAAAAUAUACGCCCAUCCCAGUCAUGCCGAAACGGUUCUCCAAAUUGACACCAAUGCCAUUGACGGCGGCACCAACGAACCUGCCAUUUCCGAACUCACAAUUCACCGGGCAUCCUACGAUACGGACGAUCGCAAAAACUACAAAUGGUUGGGUGGAUCAGUCGGUGUCGAUGGCAAAACCAUUUUUUGUCCCGCCUGCGAUACAUCGGCCGUGCUGCAUAUCGACACGGAAACGGAUCAUUGUCGGACGUUUGGAUUUGCUGGAAAGAUGAAGAAUAAAUGGCAAGGAGGUGUCUUGUCCAAAACACGGGAUGGGUGUAUUUAUUGUAUCCCCGCCAGUGGAACGCAAAUCUUGAGGAUUCCAACACAUCCCGAUACAGGAGCACCCAACAAUGAGGUGGUCCAACUGAUUGGGGAUUUACCAGUUCAUAAGGAUAAAUGGCAAGGCGGCUACGAGGGGAAAGACGGCUGUCUCUACUUUGUGCCUGAGAAUGGAUAUCGCGUUUUGAAAGUGACACCACCUGCCAAACCGCCCAAAAUUGUGAACGGAAAACUACCCGACAAUGAUGUGGAAAUUGAAUUCAUGUAG
Seminavis robusta is the source of this 1614-nucleotide messenger RNA. NCBI's taxonomy places the organism in Eukaryota, Bacillariophyta, Bacillariophyceae, Naviculales, Naviculaceae. The record is from the annotation of a GenBank genome assembly.